AUGUCAUCAAGUUAUAAAGUCGAGAAGCCAUCGAAGUCUAAAACCAGGAACGAAAGUUCCAACAAACGGGUUACCAAAGAAGGUACACCAGAAAAAACCGCCAUUGACGAUGAUAGUAAGGAAUUGAGUAGCAAGAGUAUAUUUUUUGACCCUGAUUGGAAUCCUGAAGGCCGUGCUCCACUCGGGCACAAGAAUAUAUCAUAUAAUUUUGCAACCUUUAAUCGCAGACUUGAACUAGAACCGAAGCUGUCCGGUUUACACAAUGUCAAAUUACCUGAUGUACUAAGGUGA
This is a messenger RNA of Huiozyma naganishii CBS 8797, 291 nucleotides long. RefSeq names its product Aim4p (gene AIM4). The transcript has 2 exons. The record is from RefSeq and is a predicted model, not a curated record. NCBI's taxonomy places the organism in Eukaryota, Fungi, Ascomycota, Saccharomycetes, Saccharomycetales, Saccharomycetaceae. The coding region runs from base 1 to 291 and encodes 96 amino acids.